This is a messenger RNA of Volvox carteri f. nagariensis, 2467 nucleotides long. RefSeq lists its product as uncharacterized. The coding region runs from base 111 to 1145 and encodes 344 amino acids. The record is from RefSeq and is a predicted model, not a curated record. NCBI's taxonomy places the organism in Eukaryota, Viridiplantae, Chlorophyta, Chlorophyceae, Chlamydomonadales, Volvocaceae. The transcript has 9 exons. Gene Ontology annotation, cellular component: extracellular region.
CACCGCCGCCGCCGCCAUCCCCUCCAAUAUUUUCCCCGCCAGCGACCCCAAUAUGCGUCGACCAGUUGUCGUACUGCGCGGACUGGAAAAACAGCGGCUAUUGUGAUCCCAUGUACACCUCUGGCGGCUUGUCCGUCCGUGACUACUGGUGCCGCCAGUCGUGUGGAGUCUGCACCGCGCCACCGCUCUCAUCACCGCCACCACCGCCGCCGCGGCCACCACCAUCGCCAUGCGUCGACCAGUUGUCGUACUGCGCGGACUGGAAAAACAGCGGCUAUUGCGAUCCCACGUACACCUCUGGCGGCUUGUCCGUCCGUGACUACUGGUGCCGCCUGACGUGUGGAGUCUGCACCGCGCCACCGCUCUCAUCACCGCCACCACCGCCGCCGCGGCCACCACCAUCACCAUGCGUCGACCAGUUGUCGUACUGCGCGGACUGGAAAAACAACGGCUAUUGUGAUCCCAUGUACACCUCUGGCGGCUUGUCCGUCCGUGACUACUGGUGCCGCCAGUCGUGUGGAGUCUGCACCGCGCCUCCUAAUGCACCAUUUCCACCGCCCCUUCCCGGAGAUGCCCUAAUCGGCGGCUGUGCCGACCCUGCCGCCAGCCUGCUGCUGCACAACCAGUACCGUACACGGCACGGGUCGCCGGCCCUGGGCUGGAACAACACCCUCGCACAGCAAGCAAAGAACUGGGCCGCCAACCUGGCGCUAAACAACAGCUGCGGUUUGUAUCACGAAGGAGUCGCCGGCGAGAAUUUGUACAUGGCGUCGACCUCAAGCCAGACAUCUCCCCUCAAUUGCAGUAGGGCAGUGGACGCAUGGUACGGCGAAAUUUCGCUGUACAAGUUCACGAGCACACCGUACACUGACAAUACAUUCUCGAGUAUUGGGCACUUCACUCAAGUUGUGUGGGCUUCGACAGCGCAAGUUGGCUGUGGUGCAGUGCGGGGCACGAACUGUUACGUGGUUAGUUGCCGGUAUGCACCACCGGGAAAUAUUAUUGGAGAUAGCAACUUUCUGGCGAACGUCCUUCCCCCCGUCUCUGCCCGCCGAUCACUUGAAGUGGACGUCGCUUCUGUUGACGACGUGCUGCCCACCGGCAGUGACAGCGAUGGACAGGUGGUCAUUACGUCCGUUGCUUAGUAACAAACACGGAACGCAAACCCACGGUAAUACAUGCACAUGCCCCACCACUACUUCAUCCACCUAAAAACACGCCAGCCAGGCAUUCUGUUCCAUCUCCACUAUGUGCGUGUACAUGCACAUUCCACGCAGAUUGAUAGGUGCCCCGCACCUUCGUGCUUAGAUACACACGUUCUUUGGUGCAGAUCGAGUUUUCGCAUUUCCUGGUUGGAUUGGUUUCUGGACGUGUUUGCAAAAGGCUCCAGGGAUCCAGCGAAUUUAUAUAUUAUGCCAGCCACAUGCACGGUAUGUAGUUCCAUAUACCGGCAUCAUAUGUAUUGUGCUGUGCAUGCCAUUAAUUACACCCAAGGCCGUCUCUGUAUGUAUGGCAGUUGUUUGCUUAAAUAUAGGUUCCAAUCGUUCCCAAGCCACCGCUACUCCAUAGUGCAUGUGCAUGUGUACAGCGCGACCCGAGCUAGCAAGCGCAUGUCGUAGGAGUCAAUUGUAUGACUCCAUACUGGCCAAUGGUGCUGGCUGGCCAACCAGAGUGCACAUAACCAAGUGCCUCUCCUGUGUCAACGUUGCAUGCAAGUGGGGAGUGCGUCCCCUGGCCCCGCACCCAUAUGCGAGUUCUCCUAAUGAUGCAUGUGUCCGCCGGGGCAUGGUACAGUGUGGACUGCAGGCGUAGAAAUGCAGCCCACGUUUAUUUCCCCCUUAGCAUGAAGAGACAUGAAGCUACCUCAACUCAUACACACCAUGCUCGGGCCGAUGUACUCCUAUAAAUUAGUAUUACUAUUGCCGCCCUAAUCGAGGUGUCCAGGGGCCAUUUCUUCUUUGACUCGUGAUGUAUUGCAGCUUAGGUACGGCCGAUGUGUCCGGCCUAGGAGUAGUCAUAUGGUUGAGCACCAUCUGGGAAAAAAGCGGAUGUGCAACCAAGCGAGGAACUACUUGUAUGUGCUUAAUUCUAUAUUAUACCGCUGUACGGCCAUUUAUGCCACUAGGUCGAUUUAUGCCAAUAGGUCGAUCGUAAACAUGCUCCGUAUGUACGGGAGCCAGCUGAUCCUGUGAUGGAGCGGUCCCUUGCCCGGUUUGCGGUUUUUCACAUCCAUGGCUCAUCAUCCUCAGUCGUGUCUAGGAGAUUACGCAAGGCAUUGCAAUUUUGCGUGGUUAACCGCGAUAGAGGCAAUAUCCUUUGCAGGUUAGUUCUGCGUUCGGUCAGGUCAAUACUUCUUAUCAUGCAGCCAUGCACUUAGCUGGCACGGUGUGUAGCCAGUGCGUGGUGUGGUGGUCGACUAAUGAAAUGUCCCAGAUGCAGAACCUUGCAUGUAAAGUAUUUGCGUCCC